GCAUUGGCUGGAGAAUGGAUGAGCGCGCGUCAUGUAUUAAAGUCUCUUUAUAUCGCACUCAUAUGGAUCAUACAGCGAUGCGAUGUGCGGGAUCACUGGAAGAACAUCACUGAUGUCUGAUGCGCUGACUCAUUUAACGGAGGCUCUGUAUAGAAGACACACAGGAGUGUGGUCCAUCUGACAGUCCGGACAGAAUGAGUGUGAGUGGAAAGAAAAAAUGUCCAAACAAGAGGUCCUUGCUGGAGUCAUGGAACAAACCACUACGUCCUGCAGCUCUCAGAGUGCCGAUCAUGGAUUAAAGGUGCAAUAUGAAAUGGCAAUCGUGAGCAUAAGGCGGUGUUCAGCCAGCAGAGAGCUCGCGAUCGAUCACAUCAGCGCACGAAAAUUUAUUUGGAUUAAAUCCAAGAAUGUCCAUAAUAGGGAUGUGUGUAGUAUGAGACGGAGAAAAACACAGACUAAAAGUAACAAAACAGAAGAUAAACAAACAUCUUCAGUGUGAUGCGGCAGCACUCCAGGACGAUUGUUGUCAUGUUUUAGCAGGGCAUUGGAAUGGGCCAGUAAUGAAUGGUGACGGGGCUCCCAGCAGCCUGGAUCAUUCCUGCUGCCCGCUGCCCGACUGGAGGGAGUUCUGCGAGCUGCACGCGCAAGCUUCUGCCACCGAUUUUGCCUACAAGUUCCGCCGAUUCAUCAGCGAGAAUCCCUGCUACGACUUGCCUGGUGCGGACGCCAGCUUCUCGCAACACUUCGCCCAACACUUUUUAACCUGCUUCUCUGCCACCCUUGAGCAAGUGCAAGGUGCUGUGUCACCGGGCAACACCACCACCCCGAAGUAUAGCAUUAUUCCGUUCGUGGGCAUCCAGGGCUGCACGUUGCCCUUCACCCACAACCUUUACUGGCAUCACAAAGACGUGGGGGUGUCGAGCGAAUCACUGAACAGUAUGGACAGCGGAGAGGGCGCAGCCUGUGGACUGGACCAGCAGACACCCACUCGUAAGAUGGCUGGUGUCAGUCAGUCGAGGAGUUCAGAGGAUGUGUCGCUCAGUCAUCGCAAGGCGCGCUUCAAGAAGGGCUUCUCUCUGCGCAACAUGAGUCUGAGCGUGGUGGAUGGGAUGAAGGAGAUCUGGCACCGCAGGGCAUCUCCAGAACCCGACCUCUCGAGUGGCUCCAGGAGAUCCAACGGUGCAGAGGCCACGGGGGUGGAGCACUGGAGUCAGAAGCUGCGUCUGCCACGUGGCACUCAGGGUCACAGGACGGAACUGCUAGAGAUCCAGCGUGAGGGCGCGCUUAGAUACAUGGUGGCCGAUGACACUCACUGCAUGGGUGCUGCGCAGUGGCAUAAAUGCAGGUUGCUCUUGAGGAAAAGUGCUGCAUACAUGGACAGUGGAGAGAAGUUCCUGCUGGAGUUCUACGUACCACCAAAGUCAUCCAAACCCAAAGUGAAUGUUCCUCUGUCUGCCAUUGUGGAGGUGAGGACCACGAUGCCGCUAGAGAUGCCUGAUAAAGACAACACGUUUGUGCUCAAGGUAGAAAAUGGUGCUGAAUACAUCUUGGAGACCAUUGACUCACUGCAGAAGAACUCGUGGGUAGCUGAUAUCCAGGACUGUAUAGACCCGGGGGACAGUGGAGACGAUAUUGAGCUCUCGUCUUGUGUUCACAGUCAAGCGCUCAGAGAUUUCUCACUGGUGUCAUCAUGCAGCUGUGAGCAGCUCUGUGAUGAGACACAGCGGCCGUCGGAGCGCUUGCAGUGCAGUAAUGCAGCUGAUCACACUGCAGCUUACUGUCAAGAGACACCAGUUACACAAAACCCUUCACACGUGCCCUUAGAGCGAUUCCUGCAGUCGCCCAAUGCCCACAACACUAACACAACUGCAGGAAGUCCAGCUGAAGCUCAGAGAGAAGCAGAAGCUGAUGUCAGUUUGGCAGGUUACCCGUGGUUUCACGGGACACUGACACGUGUUCGUGCGGCACAACUCGUUCUAGCCGGUGGCGCUCGCAGUCACGGCCUGUUUGUGAUCCGUCAGAGUGAGACACGACCUGGAGAAUAUGUGCUCACAUUUAACUUCCAGGGCAAAGCAAAGCACCUGAGAUUAUCAGUGAAUGAUAACGGUCAGUGUCACGUCCAUCAUCUGUGGUUUCACACCAUCACUGACAUGUUACGACACUUUCACACACAUCCCAUUCCUCUGGAGUCCGGUGGAUCCACCGACAUCACGCUACGAUCAUAUGUACAGGUUCAGAGAUCACCUACAGAUGUUUCAUCUCAUGUGUUGUCACCCUCCCCGCGGGACGUCGCCGUCUGUCGGUCUGAAGUCGCUGUGUCAUCAGAUACGCCCUUGUCGUCCAGUGCAUCAUCAUCACCGAUGGCUCCGCCCACCAGUGCUGCAGGACUGCACAGCCGCAGCAACAGCGCAGAGAGACUGCUCGAACCCGCCUCCGACAGCACAGACGAUGACAACGACGGCUCGCGGCGGACUCGCGCGGUAGAGAACCAGUACUCCUUCUACUGACCUCACAGCUGUCAAUCAAACUGUCAGUCCAGCCCUGUGAUUAUUAGUCUUCUGGAACACAUUCUGCUGUUUGUUUGUUUCGUUUCUUGUUUAUUUAUCAAACCCUGAACAAGCUGCAGAGACAUUAUCGUUAAAACCAUGAAACACAGUUUGACUGUUUUGAAUUCUUUUGUGUUGUUUGUGAUUUGAUGCGUGUUCAAGUUUAAUAAAACACCCAAUGAAAAUGA
Messenger RNA from Myxocyprinus asiaticus (Chinese sucker), 2734 nucleotides. RefSeq names its product SH2B adapter protein 2-like. Gene Ontology annotation, molecular function: transmembrane receptor protein tyrosine kinase adaptor activity. The coding region runs from base 561 to 2507 and encodes 648 amino acids. The transcript has 10 exons. The record is from RefSeq and is a predicted model, not a curated record. NCBI's taxonomy places the organism in Eukaryota, Metazoa, Chordata, Actinopteri, Cypriniformes, Catostomidae. Gene Ontology annotation, biological process: intracellular signal transduction; antigen receptor-mediated signaling pathway. Gene Ontology annotation, cellular component: plasma membrane.